AUGCUCAGAUCACACACCCUCCCCAGACUCAUCUUCUGCACGCUGAUGAUCCUUGUGUUUGUCACAAGCUCAGGGGAGAGCCGGCCUCAUGAAGCCCAAGAAGGAGCUCCUGGUGGGGACAGGGAAGACAGUCGGAGGGUCAUGAUUCUAGAGGCUGUGAAGACGGGGAUCCUUGGCUCACUGGGGCUGGAGAGGGAGCCCAGGCCUACACACAAGGCCUCAGAGGAAGAGCUGAGGAGGAUGUACCGGCUCUACAGGGAGACACUGAGAGAGAUGAGAGGAAAUUCCAGCAACACGAUGAGGGAAACCAUGUAUACUGUGCUCUUUCCAGCUACAGUGAAGACAAAAAAAGCUCCAGGGCGGACAGAACACCUUCCCUCAGGUCAACAUGUGCAGUGGUACAGAGCUGUUUUCCACAAGAACCCCAACAUCCAGGCUGAGCUGACACUGGCUCGGGCUCAGCUGAAGAUUUCCAGGCAGGUUUUAGAUGAAGCCACUUUAGUUCAGCCUGCAUUAAGACCAGAGAUUAAAGUCAACCGGAAGAAGCCGGUGAAUUCCCCAGACUUUGUGAACGUGUCAAGCACUCGAGAUGUGAUGCUGGACAUCAGGCCUGAGGUGGAGAAUUGGAUGAGAACUGGUGAAGGUCAGAGGCUGGUUGUGGAUGUAGGGAUAGUUGUGGGUGAAAACACUCUGAGGGUGAACCCAACCAUUUCUCUGGAGUUAGGUCUCAAACCGGCCCGGAAGACGAGGCUGCCUCGUUCCAACAAGGAAGACGACUGCGAUGAGCGAGGGUGGUGCUGCAGGAAGUCUGUCACUGUGUCCUUUAAAGACAUCGGCUGGACGGACUGGGUGGUGGCACCGACUGAGUACACAAUGCAUUUUUGUGACGGCUCCUGCCCCCACAACUACAAGCCAGCCAGCAUGCACACGCAGGUGAAGUCUCGGCUGCACCAGAUCACUAAAGGAGGGACCCCUCGGCCCUGCUGCGUGCCGGCCGCCUACGAGCCCAUGGUGCUCAUGCACUACGACAGCAGGGGAAAACUGAAGCUGACGCCCUUUAAUGACCUGAUAGUCAGUAAAUGUCACUGUGCCUGAAGUUAAAGUGAAAGUAACCUUGAGGAGAUCAUUGCCACUUGAAAGAUAUGUUACAUGAUGAAAAAAGCCUGCUGUAAUACUUUAUUUUGAAGGUGCAAACAUGUCAAUGUUUUGAAAUUCAUUGUGGACCAGGCAGUCAUUCAUGAGUUUGAAACUUAUUUAUUUGAAGUUGUAUUUAUGUUCCUAAAUUUAUAUUUGUGUCGUGUUAUAGUUUUUUGUUACGUCAUAUAUUAGUACUGCUUAAGAUUUAGUUAUUUUGUCAUUUAUUGUUAAAAGUAUUUUGUCUUAAACAUUUCAACCUAUUUGAAGACCAAAACAAUGCUCUGAUUUACUGACACUGAGCUGUUGCACUGAAUAAAUCAAAACAGUUGGAAGUUUCACAAUAAACACAUGGCCAUGA
Labrus mixtus (cuckoo wrasse) is the source of this 1495-nucleotide messenger RNA. RefSeq names its product growth/differentiation factor 8. Lineage: Eukaryota; Metazoa; Chordata; Actinopteri; Labriformes; Labridae. Gene Ontology annotation, biological process: SMAD protein signal transduction. The coding region runs from base 1 to 1095 and encodes 364 amino acids. The record is from RefSeq and is a predicted model, not a curated record. Gene Ontology annotation, molecular function: growth factor activity; cytokine activity. The transcript has 2 exons. Gene Ontology annotation, cellular component: extracellular region.